UCCGCCGCUCGUAGAGACGUUUGUUCUGCAGGUUGUUAUAGUUACUCCGAUCCGCAGGGGUCCCGUUGUCUGUUUAAAACCCUUAAAUCUUCCACCACCCCUUAAAAAAAAAAAAAAGAAAAAAAAAAAGGUAUUUUAUCAGUGGGGCUGCCAUAAUGAUUAUUAAAAGCCUAUCUGCUGGCAAUUAGCUCAUUCCUGACUUGGCUUUCCUGACUGACAGACUGGGAGCAGUGUCUUAAGAAUUUCCCUAUGGCAAAAACUGCUGAUUGGGUCUUUAAACUCAGCCACUAACUUUUUUUUUUUUUUUUGUGUAAGAUUUUUGUCUCCUGUGUGUGUGUGUGUGUGUGUGUGUGUGUGUGUGUGUGUGUGUAGCCUGGGAGCAGUCAACACCCUCUGCUUUCUUUAUAAGGAGAGACUCUACCUGCCAGGGCUCAUCUGCACAUAUAUCACAUAUUUAUAUCUAUAUAAUCACCCGUUUUUCGAAUAUUUUUUUUUUUUAAUAUUGUUUCUAUCAUUUUUUAUUAUCCUUAUGAAUUUUUUACAAACACAAGGGAUCGCUGGGGAACUGAAUCCGACGAAGAUUUAAACGAUCGUUAUAUAAUUUUUUUUUGUUUUUGUUUGUUCUACUAUUAUUAUUGUUUUUAUUAUUUUUUUGGAGAUGGGCUGCUUUGGAUAUUUCCUCCUCCUCUGUGGGCUACACCAAGUCGUGGCUACUUAUCCUAUCUGGUGGUCAUUAGCAGUUGGGCAACAAUACUCGUCUUUGGGGACCCAACCAAUUCCCUGUGGUACAAUUCCAGGUCUGGUGGCAAAGCAGAUGCGUUUCUGCCGGAAUUAUAUGGAGAUUAUGCCGAGCGUGGCAGAGGGUGUUAAAAUCGGGAUACAAGAGUGUCAGCACCAGUUCCGAGGGCGACGGUGGAACUGCACCACAGUUAAUGAUAACCUGGCGAUUUUUGGACCAGUGUUGGAUAAAGCCACAAGAGAGUCAUCCUUUGUUCAUGCCAUAGCCUCAGCUGGAGUUGCAUUUGCUGUAACCAGAUCUUGCGCUGAGGGAUCUGCUACCAUCUGCGGCUGUGAUACCCAUCACAAAGGACCUCCUGGGGAAGGCUGGAAGUGGGGAGGCUGCAGUGAAGAUAUGGAUUUUGGAAGCAUGGUGUCUCGAGAAUUUGCAGAUGCACGAGAGAACAGGCCAGAUGCCCGAUCAGCAAUGAACAGGCACAACAAUGAAGCCGGCAGAACAUCAAUCUUAGAUCACAGGCAUCUUAAAUGCAAAUGUCAUGGAUUGUCUGGAAGCUGCGAAGUUAAGACGUGCUGGUGGUCCCAGCCAGACUUCAGGGUGAUUGGCGACUAUCUUAAGGAUAAAUACGACAGUGCUUCUGAAAUGGUGGUAGAAAAACAUCGAGAGUCCCGGGGAUGGGUUGAAACCCUGAGGCCCAAAUACACAUUCUUUAAGCCACCUACAGAGAGAGAUUUGAUUUACUAUGAGAGCUCUCCCAAUUUUUGUGAGCCCAAUCCAGAAACUGGAUCUUUUGGAACCCGCGAUAGGGUGUGCAAUGUAUCAUCUCAUGGAAUAGAUGGCUGUGAUCUUUUAUGUUGCGGUCGAGGACACAAUACAAGGACUGAGAAAAGGAAAGAAAAAUGUCACUGCAUCUUCCACUGGUGUUGCUACGUCAGCUGUCAAGAAUGUAUAAGGGUAUAUGAUGUUCACACCUGCAAAUAAUCGUCUAUUCCUAAGCCAGGCUCAAUCGUAAGACAUGACUCAAGGCCUGGUUUUUCAGGCAUGGAUCAGUAAGACUUUGACUAUUGACUGAUUGAGUAGAGUUGAUGUAAAGGCUUCUUAGAAAGGCUCAAUGCAGUUGGAGAUUUAAAUACAAUCUUCACAAACAAUACACAGUAUAUCCCGGUAAUUUUGCAGUUCUUGUCAUAGGUGUGAUGACAUGAAGUGAAAUGCAAGAUAACUGAAACUUCAAUAGUACAAUAUGUAACAGAAGAUGUGAUUAUGCAACGUCAACAGAUAAUCUACCAAUAUCGCAUUCCAAAUAGGUCAUUGUUGUGAUGUCCUUCAGCAGUUCUCACUGUUUUCGGACUGACAAAGAGAGUCGAUGAGGAUUUUGUGCAACUUCGGUUGGAUAUUUAAUUUUUCAUUAAGCAAAAAAAGGGAACAAAACAUUACUGGACAAAACACUCAACAGAAAGAUACAACACAAUGGACAAGAAGAAUUCCAGUUUGGUAUUUCUUUCCCCCAGAUUUCAGUAUGAUAUGAAAUUCACUAUUCUAAAUUAAAGUACAUUUUUUUGUUUGUUUUAAAUAUUGACACAAAAACCAGCCUUUUGUGAAACCACAUCCUUCACUGACAUAUACUGUUCUGAAUUAUCUGUGGCUGAGCAGACUGUGUGUGGACAAUAACCCUAUUGCUUAAAUGAUUGAGAUAUGAGUCACGUAAUUUCAAAGGAUUUGAGUUGGAAACCCGCACUUAAUUUCAUCACUCCCCAUUAUUAGUGAUGAGCGAAAAUUCGCCGGCGUCCAUUUUUUUGACACCAGCGUCCGUUUUUUUUUGGACGCCGGCAUCAAA
Xenopus laevis (African clawed frog) is the source of this 2570-nucleotide messenger RNA. It is a transcript of the gene wnt3a.L, whose product is annotated as Wnt family member 3A L homeolog. The record is from RefSeq and is a predicted model, not a curated record. Gene Ontology annotation, molecular function: signaling receptor binding; cytokine activity; frizzled binding. Gene Ontology annotation, cellular component: endoplasmic reticulum; bounding membrane of organelle; extracellular region. Gene Ontology annotation, biological process: Wnt signaling pathway; regulation of gene expression; system development. NCBI's taxonomy places the organism in Eukaryota, Metazoa, Chordata, Amphibia, Anura, Pipidae. The transcript has 4 exons. The coding region runs from base 659 to 1717 and encodes 352 amino acids.